This is a messenger RNA of Fragaria vesca subsp. vesca, 2567 nucleotides long. RefSeq lists its product as uncharacterized. The coding region runs from base 198 to 2552 and encodes 784 amino acids. Lineage: Eukaryota; Viridiplantae; Streptophyta; Magnoliopsida; Rosales; Rosaceae. Gene Ontology annotation, molecular function: DNA binding. The transcript is spliced from 11 exons. The record is from RefSeq and is a predicted model, not a curated record.
ACCGUUAUCCAAUCUAACCCAAGUUCUUGAAAAACAACCGGUUGAAACCUGUACAAAGAGAAAAGAUUAGACAGAAAUCGAUGGCUUAAGAACUGCAUGCGUUGCAAUCAGUCUAUCAUAACGAUCCUUCAGUGGUUACUGACUCUACCAUCUUUUCUUCAAUUCAGAAAUCUGGCGAUAAAGAGAAGUUGAAAAGCAUGAGUUCUUUUCGCCGGGAAACCGAUCGCUGCCGACCAGUAUGCUGUUCUACGACUCCCCGUUUUAUCCAGGUUAUCUUGGAUGAUACUUCGAGACACGUCAAACUUGGCAUUCCAAAGAAAUUUGUGAAUGAAUAUUGUCGGGGUCUAUCAGAUUCAGUAUGUCUUAAGCUUCCAAGUGGAUCUGAAUGGGAAGUAGAAGUGACAAGGAGCAAUGGAAAGGUUUGGUUUGAGAAGUGUUGGCCGGAGUUCUCAAAGUUUUACUCUCUUGGCAUUGGUGAUUUUCUAGUUUUUGAAUAUGAAGGGAAUUCUGAAUUCAACGUUUUCAUAUUUGAUAGAAGCACCACUGAGAUUGAGUAUCCCAUAAAAAGGCCGAAGAUGGAAGAAGCUCUUGACAAUGAAUUAUCUGUUGAAAUCUUGGAGGACAUUCCACCCAGCCCAAAAACAAGGGAAAAAACUCCACAACCAUGUCCUCAAGCUUACAAGAAAAUGAAGACAAGUUCGAGGGGUAAAGCAGACGACGUGUUUGAAAAUGUGAACACUGAACCUCUUGAGGAACCAAAGAAAAACAACGAUUUUCAUUGCUCUGCAUCAAAAAUCAAAAUUGUCUUUUAUCCUGUCACAGAAGCUGCUAAUUGCCCCUUGUCACCAGGACAUGGCAAAGGAACAAUUCAUCAAGUCAAAAGGAAGGGAAGUCCAGUAAUAGAAGUAGAAUCUGACUGCGAUGUGAUUUGUGGAAUUGGUGUAUCUGGCUCUCUUAAAACUGGCAAGAACAAAGUGUCGAAGACUGGUGUGCAGGUUACUGGAAGGCCCUCUUCACCUUUGACAACUCCGGGAUAUAAUCACCAUGAAGCUGCCAACAACUUUGUCUCAGAGAAUCCCUUUUUCAAAGUCACUUUGGGUUUCUGCCAUAUGGGGAAGUCAGCUGUGCAUUUACCAGCUAGUUUUGCUUGGAGUUUCAUAAAAAGGGAGAAAGAAAAAGUGUGGCUUCAGGUCACAGAUAGAUUGUGGCCUGUGGAUUUGACAGUAUUUAAGCCAUCUUUAGCUUCAUUUUCUUCUGGCUGGGACACAUUUGUUGAGGAGUAUUCGUUAAGAGUCGGAGAUGUCUGCAUAUUUGAGCUUAUGGAGAUGGAUGAUGACAUUAUACUACAAAGGAUUCCAAAGAGCUUUUUGGAUAUAUAUGGAGAAGAUCUAUCAAAUUGGGUGUACUUUAAGCUCCCAUAUGGUCCAGAACUAGAUAUAGGACUCACAAGCUUUAAUGGUGAGGUCUGGUUUAGGAAAGGUUGGCCAGAGUUCUCUAAGCUGUACUCACUUGAGAAAGGUUACUCGCUAAUUUUCGGGUAUGAAGGGAAUUCUAGGUUUCAGGUUUCCAUAUUUGAUGGAAGCAACAACAUGGAGAUUGACUAUACCACAAGAAGAAUGCUUGGAAGUGAAGAGAGUGAUCAAGAUGAUGAUAUAUCUCUUGAUAUCUCGGAGGAUAUUCGACCAAAUGUUGAUUCUGAGGAGCGUGUAAAGAAAGAAACACAUUGGUCAAAAUCAGAAAUGUUAAGGAAAAACCAGUUUGUAGCGGAAAGACAUGGGGGAGGCAAAGCAAGACUGUUUCAGAGAGCUAAAUCUUACAACUGUUCUUUCAAAGUUCCCAUGCAUUCCACUUAUAUCAAUCAUAAUCUUUUGUGGCUGCCUAAAGCAUUUGUCAAGACAUAUCUUGUUAAGCAACCUACAGAUGCUGCACUUAAAAUUUCAGGUGGAAAGAAAAGUUGGCCUGUUAAAUUGAGAUAUGAAGAAGCAAAAGGAAGAGUCAAAUUCCAGUCGGGUUGGACUGACUUUGUGAGAGACAGAAGUUUAAAAGAGGGAGAUAUCUGUGAGUUUGUGUUGGUUGACAGCAAGAGACAUGAGAAAUCUCCACUGGAAUCCCAGCCUCGCAAGAGGAAGAGACAUAGUUCCAGAACUCUGAUAGACAUAUUCCCUGAAGAAAGACCUGUGGUUCCUAGGAAGAUGCAUCCUCCUAUUACCGCAAGUUCUGGAAAAGUUCCGAGAGCUAAUGGUUUCGAAUCUGCAAACCCUGAUUUCAAGAUUCUACUAAAACCCGCAUAUAUCCAUGGAAAUUAUUUGUAUAUGCCAGCCAAGUUUGCCAAAAGAUAUCUUGUUAAACAGCCUGGUCAUGCCAUCCUUCAGGUUGAAAGAAAAAGAACUUGGUAUGUCAACUUACAUUAUGCUUCAGGAAGAACCACAAUCCAAAGUGGUUGGGCUACAUUUGUGCAAGACAAUGAUUUGAAAGAGGGUGAUACCUGUGUUUUCAUGUUGACUGACAAGAUCAAGUUUUUAUUUGACGUUGUCAUCUUCCGAUCCACAUAGAAGCUAUAAUUUCAC